UACAAAUAUAGAUUGUUAAUGAAAAAUACCUCUCUCACUUAAUACGAUGCACUUUGUCAACUGCAACUUCCACGGGAAAAUAUACCAAGACUUUAAUAUGAUAACAAUUGAUCGGUUUAAGGGAAUCAUCGAUUUUCAAGGCCAAAUUGCCUGUAGAAACAUACUUAACAAUGGAAUUCCAAUAAUCAGUGCAAUUUCUUUUGUCUGUGGACUAAUUGCCCAAGAUUCUAACUACGUAUUUAUUUGUUUCGGUUUACUUUCGAUUAUCCUGCUAUUUAUUUGUGUCCCUGCAUGGCCUCAUUUUAACAAACAUCCCGUGGCCUUUCUUCCUCUUCGUUCAAAAGGUUCUACCUUACGAGAGAAGUCCAAAACCAAAGACCAGUAAAUGCCGCCAUGUCUUAAAUGUAUUUGGAGAUGACUCUGUAAAACAUCAAUACAAGAGAUGAAUUGUAAUAAAUGAGGUAGCUGCUGUGUUUUACCAACAAGUGAAAUAUGCACAAGAAGUAAUUGUGCAUAAUGCAAAAAGAAAAAAAAAAAGGUUUCAGCCGUUCCUGCAUCCUAGACACGCGAGGGAGAUUCUCUGACACACAUGUUCUGUAACGUCUCUGACUGGAUUUUGUAUAACACAUGCCAUUUCGAGUAUCAUAUAUCGGUUAAUGAGAGAUUAACUGUGUCAUGAGCAACACAUAGUCUGAAUGUGCUGCUUAUACCAGUCAUUGUUGUAUAAACAAUUACUUAAAACAAUUUCAGUCUCGUACAUAAAGUUUCUGAGUUCGGUGCGAUACACUUACUCGAGUAUUUUAACAAACAUAAGUGACGUUGGACACCGUCUAUACUAUACGAAACUAUUUUCAAACUUAUUUGAACACAGAUCGCAAGCCGACGUAAUUACGCUAAACUAAUUUACUAUUCAUUUUCCCAUUUUCAUUGAAUAUAACAAACCUCCCAUUUGGUUUAUGAUAGUCGCAUUUGAUUGUAUGUUAGUACUGUAAAAAUCAAUGUUCUCACAUUACUUACUGGUCCAUCUUCAUAUAAACUUUUUAUCAC
Messenger RNA from Schizosaccharomyces japonicus yFS275, 1047 nucleotides. RefSeq lists its product as hypothetical. Gene Ontology annotation, biological process: protein maturation. The transcript has 3 exons. Gene Ontology annotation, cellular component: signal peptidase complex; membrane; endoplasmic reticulum membrane. The record is from RefSeq and is a predicted model, not a curated record. The coding region runs from base 47 to 385 and encodes 112 amino acids. Lineage: Eukaryota; Fungi; Ascomycota; Schizosaccharomycetes; Schizosaccharomycetales; Schizosaccharomycetaceae.